Aspergillus lentulus is the source of this 1545-nucleotide messenger RNA. RefSeq lists its product as uncharacterized. The record is from RefSeq and is a predicted model, not a curated record. NCBI's taxonomy places the organism in Eukaryota, Fungi, Ascomycota, Eurotiomycetes, Eurotiales, Aspergillaceae.
AUGGGUCAGACUGCAACCAAAGAAUCUCCUGACGAGUUUCUCCCGCCGGUUCAAACGCGGGAGGAACUUUACGAGAGAUUUAAAUGGUGCCUCUGGAAAGAUUGUCUGGGUGAUGCUAAGCAUGAAUGGUUCCAAACCAUUUUCCCGAUCUUCUGUACCGAGUCGGAAUCGGAGAAAUUCUGGACGGUGUCAGACCUGCAGGAAUUCAUGGUCAGCACCUUUCCUCCGGAGUUACGAGCGUGUGUCCGUGAAGCUGCCCCAAUUCUACAUCGCUGCCUCCUGCGACUGGGAUCGUUUCCGUACCACAACGAUCCACACCGUAUUAUGUCGCAGGACGUCCUGCGCACAGGAAUGAUUAUGCUGUUAAGAUUGAAUGGAGGCCAGCUCCUUGAACAAGAUGACGGCAAAGCAUCACUCAUCUACCCUGAUCGUCUCAAUGCCGCACAACGCACCUUAUUGUUUCAGAGCAUGGCAGACAUGCAAGCAACUACCACUGAUACACCUCGCAAUGUGGAAGAUGACUUUCAUCUUCAGAAAGCGCUCGAUCUAAUUACUUUUGGUAACUUCAGGCGCAAUCCCUUGUUUCCGACCGCUGUGACCAAAGGGCCUGCGUAUCCUCCUGCUGAACAUUUUCCGUCGUCCAACUCAACAUGGACGAAUGGGUUGAUCCCGUUGAAGGACUUUAGACCUUUGCUCCGCCUGAUGCUUCUUACACAGUUGCAUGUAGGCGGUAUUGAACCGGAUGAAUUCGCCUGUUGUCUAGCGCAGGUUGAAACUGUGACAGACCGCCUGUUGGCCGCAUUUCACGACCGAAGUGCAGCGGAUUUCACAGGUGUAUCGUUCGCUGCUUUUGACCAAGUGCUUGACAGAUCACUGCAAAACCUUUUCUUGGGACUGCCCCGAGUCUUGGGGCCAUUACACUCGGUCAAACCCUUGCGGUCUGAGAAGCCCCCAUCAUCUGUUAGAGAAGCACAGAUUCUGCUCAGGGAACUGUUUGCUCCUUCAAUCAAGACACAGCCUCCUCCAGAGGGGCUGAUCACAAAUCUCCCCGUCCUAAGUCAGCUCUCAAUGGCUUUGCCCCAAGACUUUCCCAUAGAAGCAGAAAAGAGAAUUUAUUCUUCUCGGGAUAUAGAUAUUCGACAGAUAGCCAAUUGCGUGUCCCUGAUCAGCACAGCGAAAGUUAUGCUUGUGUCAGGCAAGAGUGCAUCGGAAUCUGUCAUCUUUGGCGCAUAUUUUCCCAAAGGCUUUUCACUCAGCGGUGUUGCCAAGUCAAACCUCAUUUUCCAGCUUGCGCCAGUUCCCAGAGUCUUCUAUAACUCUGAAGAGAUGUCGCAGAUGAACCCAGACUUGUCUACAACAGACAGUCGAUCGGAAGUCUCGGUGAAGGAUGACGUCCUGGGCGUCAUUACUCUGGCGUUGCAGUCGGACUCGACAGGCAUCUUUACAGCGGAGCACAAGGGCGACAUCAAUCUGACAUUCGACGUUGGUGCUGUGGAAGUUUUCGGUUAUGAGGGGGAUUUUGUCCGUGUUGAUACUUUUAAAUAG